Messenger RNA from Geodia barretti, 357 nucleotides. Lineage: Eukaryota; Metazoa; Porifera; Demospongiae; Tetractinellida; Geodiidae. The record is from the annotation of a GenBank genome assembly.
AUGCCUAUUACCAGAGAUGGCGUGGAACUUACGGUUGAGAUCAGCGAGAAGGCCGCCGAGAAGAUCAAGUAUUUCGCUCAGAAGGAUGGGACGGAAGACAAUGUUGGCGUCCGCGUGGCCGUCAAGGGUGGCGGUUGUUCCGGCCUGACCUACGACCUGAAGAUCAGCGGCGAGCACAAUGACACCGACAAGGUGGUCGAGCAGUACGGCGUGAAGGUCAUCGUCGACAAGAAGAGCUACAUCUAUCUCGUUGGUACGCAGUUGGACUUCUCCGACGGCCUGAACGGCAAGGGUUUCGUCUUUGAAAACCCCAACGCCAAGAAGGCCUGCGGCUGCGGCACUUCGUUCAGCGUCUAG